UGUUCAUUGCGUCGCUGAUUAAUUUGGGGUUGGUUUUGUCCGUCGAUUGGUGAAGGGUCUGGUUAGAGGGGGGCGGCGCGAUGAGCCAGGUGUUCGAGGGGUACGAGCGGCAGUACUGCGAGGUGUCCGCCAAUCUGUCGCGGAAAUGCACGGCAGCCGCCGCUCUCAACGGAGAGCAGAGGAAGCAGAAGCUUUCUGAAAUUAAAGCUGGCUUGGAUGAUGCCGAAGCCCUGAUUCGGAAAAUGGACCUUGAGGCACGGAGUCUGCAGCCAAGCGUCAAAGCAACGCUUCUUGCCAAGUUAAGGGAAUAUAAAACUGAUCUGAACAAUUUGAAGGCCGAUGUAAAACGACUUACAUCUCCAAAUGCUAAUCUGGCUGCCAGAGACGAGUUACUGGAGUCGGGCAUGGCAGAUGCAAUGAUGGUUUCUGCUGAUCAAAAAGGGAGACUUUUGAUGUCAACAGAAAGAUUAAAUCACUCAACUGACAGAAUUAAAGAAAGUAGAAGGACAAUGCUUGAAACAGAGGAACUCGGUGUCUCAAUUCUUCAAGAUCUGCAUCAACAACGCCAAUCCCUUCUGCAUGCUCAUAACACUCUUCAUGGAGUGGAUGACAAUAUCGGCAAGAGUAAAAAGAUUUUGACUGCCAUGUCGAGAAGGAUGAGCAAGAACAAGUGGAUCAUUGGCUCCAUCAUCGCAGCCCUAGUCGCCGCCAUCAUUCUGAUCCUUUAUUUCAAGCUGCGUUGAUGUCAUCGCAUGGCUUAGACGCAUCAUUAUCCGCUCAAUUGUUGAUGGCUUUUCCAUGGUGUGAAUGUACGCUAUACUUAUUGCAAAUUUUUUGUCUUCUUAGAGCAUGACGAUGUAUGUUUUGCUGAGCUGAGUCUUUCUUUGAGCGAU
Syzygium oleosum is the source of this 893-nucleotide messenger RNA. RefSeq names its product vesicle transport v-SNARE 11-like. Gene Ontology annotation, molecular function: SNARE binding; SNAP receptor activity. Lineage: Eukaryota; Viridiplantae; Streptophyta; Magnoliopsida; Myrtales; Myrtaceae. Gene Ontology annotation, cellular component: ER to Golgi transport vesicle membrane; endoplasmic reticulum membrane; Golgi apparatus. The record is from RefSeq and is a predicted model, not a curated record. The coding region runs from base 81 to 743 and encodes 220 amino acids. The transcript is spliced from 5 exons. Gene Ontology annotation, biological process: vesicle-mediated transport; intracellular protein transport; vesicle fusion.